This is a messenger RNA of Dunckerocampus dactyliophorus (ringed pipefish), 8905 nucleotides long. RefSeq names its product centrosomal protein 78 (gene cep78). NCBI's taxonomy places the organism in Eukaryota, Metazoa, Chordata, Actinopteri, Syngnathiformes, Syngnathidae. The transcript is spliced from 16 exons. The record is from RefSeq and is a predicted model, not a curated record. The coding region runs from base 229 to 2466 and encodes 745 amino acids. Gene Ontology annotation, molecular function: protein binding. Gene Ontology annotation, cellular component: centrosome.
CUAUAGUUGGAGAAAAAACAAAAGAGAGCAUUUCCCAACAUAAAACCGCGUAGUAAAACGCCUGUACGAUAGAGGGCGCUAAAGUGCAUGCACUUCACUGAUACGAAGAAGAAAGCUUGCCUUGGCGUCACUCUUGAAGUGCACAAUAACCAAACCUUUUUGAAACUGAUUUAAGGAUACCCAAACAUCUUUUCCACGGCGAUAAAAAUCUUCGCAGAGGCGUCAGCAAUGGUCCAGGAGAGUGUCCAGAUCAGGAAGCAGGGUGCCCAUGACUUCAAGGAAUACUACACUUUUGUCUGCGCCCGACAGGAAUCUGUCCCCCUCACUGCAGUCAAAAUGCACCUGGACAAAGGCAUACUGGAGUUUAAUGGAGACAGGGUCAAACUAGCAGAUUGGGCACCUAUCCUUGAUGCCAUCUCCAUCAAUAAGCACCUUCACCACAUUGCAAUAAGUAGCACGUACCAGACAAGUCAUGGCUGUGGGGAUGUAGACAGAAGGUACUACAAGCCAGUGUUCAGGAAGAAGAUCCCAUCGAUUCGCUCUAGGGACAUGACAUUCAGGUUGUCUAAGGCUUUGAAAGAGUGUCUGUCCGUCUCCCACUGUCUGAAGACUUUAACACUUAAUGGACUUCCAUUGAGGGAGAGAGACCUUAUCAACUUGACAAAGGGCUUGGCAAAAAGUUCUUCCCUGGAAGCCAUUUCUCUGGCAAACUGUCCAAUCGCUGAUGAGGGCUUGGAGGUCAUUUGCCAAAGUGUGAAAUACUGUACAAGAAUCAGAGAAAUUGAUUUUACAGCAUGCAAUAUCACAUGGAGAGGAGCUGAGCAUUUGGCCAACAUCAUCCAGCAUCAGGGAAUGCAGAGACAUGGCUCAGCUUGGGAGCAGUCCUUGAGGUAUCAGAAGCCAAAAUUUGAGGGGAUGGGAGGUCUCCGUCGUCUCACCCUGAACUGUAACACGCUAAUUGGGGACCAGGGUGCUGCUCGUCUUGCACGUGAACUGGCUGAAGACCUCUGGCUCAAAGCUGUGGACCUGCAGAAAUGCGGCAUUUCCAAUCGAGGAGCUUGCCAUCUGCUGGAAGCCUUGAAAACAAAUGCUGCUCUUUGUGUACUGGACAUCCGUAAUAACCCCUUAGUUGACAACGCCCUAAUUAAAACUGUAAUAGAGAAAGUACUAAUGAAAGCUGACGCACAGGCACGACAGUACUGCUGGAUCACGCCUGUCACCAAAGAGCCGCUGAAAGCUUCUGCUUCUAAGAGACGAGUGCUGUCCCGAACAUCCACGGAGAGAACAGCUCCUCAGAAAAGGACCUUUUUUGGAGAUAUGGGCUCAAUCAUUGCUCAGCAUCAAAAGUCUACCUCAAGCGGCAGACAUGUACCUCAUCAUUCCGCUGCACGUGCUGGACGCCAGAGAGGUUUUCCUCCUGGAGAUACUGUCAUCGAGAAUCAGCAGCAUCGAGGCCAAACUGGGUCCACCGUGAGGGUUACGUUUGAGUCUAAUUCAGAGGAGGAGGAGGAGGAUGACUAUGAGGAAGAGGUGCAGGGGGACCAGAGGCCAUCUCAUCGUAACCUCCAGGGUGGAACCCUUGCACGGCAACUGGAACGUAUGCAGAUGGCGCUACAGGAAUGUCGCUUGAGGUUGGGAGAGGAGCGCAGGGCCAGACUCAAAGCUGAAUCUUGUCUCAGGGAGUUUGAGCUGGAGAACGCUCGUCUUCGCGACAACAACCGCUCCCUGACAGAGGCGCUCUCAGCCACGGGCUCAGAUCGCAGCACUCUUGAAAACGAAGACGUACUUGAGAGCAUCGAGCGUUCCUUCACCAAGUUCCACGCUUUCCUGGAUCUCGUUAAGGAUGCCGGCUUUGGUCAGCUAGCGGCAAUGGCUGAUAUUGACACAUCAGAUUUCCCGCCGUUGGGGAGGCCACAGCUCUCAUCCACGCUGGGACCCGUGACUCACCCAGAUAGAGCAGUAUCCAGUGGGCAUCGUUCUGUUUUGACCACCAAGGCAGACAUCACCACUCCUAAAUCUGCAUCCUCAGUCAGAGAGUCCGUGCAUCGAGAUGGGCCGCUUGACGUGCCUUUCCAACGGACUGCUGGAGCGCAGGUGCAGUUUACUGCCGUGGGAGAACAGGAGCCAGAUCGGUUCACUAAACCCGAAACCAGCCUCGACUCUGGUUCCGAACGCAGCUUUGCUAGCCAGAAAACUCCAGGAAGUCGCCUGAACAGCAGCCACAGCGGUUCCCAUCGUAGUAACGCGUCCCAUAGCAGCGCCUCCCAUGGCCGAUGGAGUGCAGGCGACAUCAUGAGAGACAUUGUAAGCAACAAGGCACAGUCGGCAGGUUCACGUAGGAUGGUGGUCAUACCACGGUCUGAGUCAGAGGGUUUGGAGGGGAAGGCAAGUGCUGGUAGGGACAUUCUGGAGGAGAUCAGGUCUCUGGCAGCGCUGCAAGGGUGCUCGGACGGGGAAUAUUUAUGAGACAGAAGACCCUUUUGUAGCUCUUCUUCAUUCCUUGAGAAUCAUGGUUGUCCGAGCUAAAUGUUUUGAUCACAUUAUCGAAGAACUCAAAUCUAUUUUUGUAAUUUUUGCUUACCAAGACACUUGUUUGGAAAAGACUGUUUUCGCUACCUUAGCCUGUAAUGGACAGGUGUCCCAACACUUUUGAGCGGAUAGUGUAGCGCUAUUUGUCGGAAGGAUUUCAAAGCAAUUACUGUUUUUUUUUUUUGUUGUUGUUUUUUUUUAAUAAUUUUCUAAUGCAACAUGUAUUGCCUUAAAUGUAUGUAUGGCCUUUGCUCAUGGGCGCCCCCUAUAGUGGUGAAGUAUGAUGGGCAUGCCCAUAAAACCUUGGUCGCAAGCUGAAGAACAUUUAGUAUAUACUAGGGAUGCUCCGAUCAGGUUUUUAUUCUGCCACUACCGUUACCGAUCACCCAUGGGUGAAAUCGUCCGAUACCGCUACCGAUGACGUUUAAGUGUAAAUUUUUAAAGAAAACACAAAGUGAAUAUGUUUGUUUUACCAGAACAUUAACAAAAUGCUGGUAUGCACAACUCACAUUUUGUAUUUCAGAAUGCAUUUCUUUUCUUUCUAGUGUUCUCACAUUAUUAACUGAAAACCUGAAUGGGAAGCAGGCUUGCAGGCGCCUCAUGUCGUCGUGGGAGGGCUCCUUGGUGCCCGCGGGCACCAUAUAGGUGACUCCUGGGGUAUAUUAUAAGAAAGUGGAAUCAUGAAUUUAGACAAAAACAUAUUUCGCUUACUUUCUCAAAAUCAUUGGUGAAACUUAGAGGGUCAGACGCCUUCUUUAAGGAGACUUUGGAUGCAAGAGCAGCUUGAUGACCCCCUUGCGCAGGUUCACGGCCGAGACCAGAGAUCUUGGGCUCCAAAAGGUUGGUGACCACGGACUUGCAUCACUCUCACGACGACAGGAAGUCCCACACGGCAGACAUGCUUGUUUUGUAAAGGGAAAGUGGGCGGGGAGGGGUCGCUAUAGGCUGGCUGCUGCAAUCAGGGCGGAUCUGAUCGGCGUUUACAAGCGGGAUUUGCCGAUACUGAUCGGUGGCCAAUCGAUGGGAACACCCCUAGUAUAUACUGUAUGUGUUUUAAAAUGAUGUCCUGAAAUAAACAUUGAUCAUUUUAAUGCGUAGAGGCCAACUUUGUACACGCGCCGAUGCUAACUCAAUAUAAGUAGAGUCCUGUCCUGGCAGAUAGUUAAAAAUUUCCACAUACUGUUGUUUAAAUCUUGAAUUUAAUGACUAAAAGGUGUAAGUAUACGAAGUAAAAAGGCAAAGUGAGCAUUUCAUCCCAAUGUGGUGUGACAGCGCAACAUAAUGUCACGUCUCCGCGAAUGACUGUUUCGCUAUCAAUGUACGGAGACCAGUACAAUUACCAGCAGACCCUUGUCUGAGUGUCAGACGACGGGCUGAACGUUAUCAUGAGCGAGAACAGUGCCAAACGCUUUCUACUUGGCACUUUUAGUCUUUAUAAGAAAACGGUACACCUGGUUUAUGAUCUCUGCUGCUGGGACUCACACUGAUAGUCGCAUUAUGGCCUCAAAACACUGAGAAAGCCAAAAAUGGCGUACUGAAACAAAACAAAAGGAGUUGUACGUUCUGGUACGCCUAUUUAAAAAUAUCUGAGCCAUGAACAGGUAUUAUUAUUGUCAAACUCUGCAUGGUACAUUUGUUUGUUGUUGUUUUUUUUUUCCAAGGCUAAAAGACACAGUAAAACUAAAAAAAAUAAAUACCAGAGCUAUUGAGCACAGAAUUGGAAUUGGAAGUUACUGCAACGCCUGAAAGCAUCUCUGUCCAGGCUGCUCAGUACAAUAUGGCUGCUAAUAAAAGAACAGAAUGAAUGUACACUGGAAAGUGAACUUUUAACAUAAUUAUGGAACAAAUCGGUGAGUCAGCUUGGUUUCUUAUGCUAAUCUCUCAUUUGGACAGCCACAAUUACAAUAAAAGUGUAAAGAGAAGUUAAGACUGGAUACUAAAACUAAAAUCAAGUGACACUAAUUCUGUGAGGACACCUGAGAUCACAUCCAUCUUGCGCUUUGUGGUUGUUUUGUCGGUAUGUAAUCGAUAUUUAUUAAUGAAGUGUAUUGCUCACAUUGUACUGAGCAGCCAGACCCUUUUUAUUAGGUUCAAUUUACCUCCCUGUUGUUAUCACGCAUUUCCUCUCUGCCAUUACGCCAUCCUUUACGGAAAAAAAAUUCAAAGAAAAAGCAAAACACAUUUGUAGAGCUGUCUUUGACUAAGGAGUUUCUUAUAUAAUUUUUUUUUUUAAAGAGAGCUAAUAACGAUCCCGACAAAUAAACAGAUCUCAUUUGCAACUUCUUCCAUCUCAAAGAAACAGGUUAAAACACUCAUAUAAACAAAUGAGCACGGAAGGUGUGCAACAAUAGUACCUUUUAAUUUAUGACAACUUUUAUCUACGACUGGAAAUGUUGCGUAAGUGACACAGAAAGCAAGAUGAACAAAACCGCAACACAGUUGCUGAAACACACAUCAGAAACAUGCACGUAGAAUAGGAACAACAUGGCUUGAAAAACAACGAGCCAAAACUCUCACUUAGCAGCCUCAUUUCUUGCAUUUAAAAUUCACUGCGGGGAUACAAAAGGUUGCAUUUCACUUUCUGGAGUCAUUUUUUAACCUUUUCAAAAUACUUCCACACUUUGGAUGAUUUUUAGUAGCCAUUAUGAGCCAAUAGGUCUGCGCUCACUUCAGCUCCUCUGUGCCACUUGAAGCCACUUUCCCACUUUAUUCAUGCGUGGUAAGUAUGGGUCUUCUGUUAAACACACACGUCAUUUCCAAUUCUUUAUUAACACAAGUUAGGCUGUUUAUGAAUCAAAAUAGGCUAUUUAUAACACAAAGACAUUCUUUGGAAAAAUGUGUGCUCAUCAGCAUGUAGUCAGAACGGUACAAUCUUGAUCACAAGAUGGCAGGAUUGAUCAGAUUCCUCCGAAUUGAAUCAACUAGUCGACUAUUUUAAGACACCCCUACUUAUUUGUUGAAAUUUUUCCAGGAAAUUUUAGUUCUACUUGAAAUUUUGGCUUUUCCACUGCAUUAUAAUUAAAGAUACCAAAAAGUCACAAAAAUAAAUGCCAUUUAGUGUUGACAUGGCUUUGUCAACAUACAACAACUAAUGGACCCGAGAUUGACCCCUGAAGGACGCCAUAAUUGAAUGCGAAACAGAAGGCGUUGUACACUGAAUAUUUAAGUGGAAACCAAUGGUUGUAGUGAUACCUUUCUGUGUAUUUCUAAAAAGGAUGGCACAUUGAUCACGUGUGCAGUUGCAGUUUCUCAUCUGCUAUCAUCAGCAGGCAUCUUAUCAUAUCAGCAAGUUAUAUUAUAUCCGCAUGCGUUUAUCAACACCGUUCAGUCGCUUUUAAUGACUGUGGUUGUUACAUUUUGGCAGCAACAUUUCCAAUCAGCUGUAGAUAAAAGUUGUCAUGUAAUAAAAAAAAAGAUGACAAACCACCAUUCUGGAAGUCUUAUCAUUGCCAGGUGAUAAGUUUUUGUUGCAGAGUAAGAUUUGCUAUGAAAAAAAUAAAUCAUCCUGAAAAUAAGUGCUUCACCAGUGCAGUGAAUGCUGUCACUUUGAUCAUUAUAUAACUGACUCGACUGGUCAUCACGUGGUUAUCUGGUACACAGAUUUAUUUAACAAAUUCACCUCAUGUCACACAGUGUGCUCUCAGCACACGAUGAUGAAACGCCUGCAUACAGUUUGACCAGAAGGUCCUCAACAUGGACCCGUGUCCUUGUCCAGCCUUUGACUGUUCAAUGCGUGCGUCAUUCAGCUCAAUUUGGGAAAACACUCAAGAGAUUUAAGAGUUUUCUUUCAUGAUGAGUACGGGUGAUCAUGUGGACAUGAAUUUUUUAUUCUCCAAAGGAGUAUUAGGCCCGCAAUGACAAGACCAUAAAAUAGCAAAAUUACAAGCAAAAAGAUGACAGGUGAGAGAAUUUUGUGGAAAUAUUACAAGAAAAAAAAUGGUCUUGUUAAAAAAAAAAAAAGUUGUAUUUUACAGGAAUUGUGCUGAAAACUGUGCCAGAAUAAAUUCGUGAUCUUACAAUAAAAUGUUGCAUUGUUACGAUUAGGGGUCUCUUCACACGAGAUCUUGCGAGAUUAAAACUUGAUGAGAUUUCUCAUUUGGAGAAAAGCUGUAUCACGAGAACAGGGUAGCCCACGUAGAUGUCUUUGGCUCAGCACCAACUUUCAGGUACUAGCGAUCACUGGUUUUGUUUCGUAACACACCUCAUACAUAGAAGAGAUCCGUGUUGGCAAUGUAGCAACGCUGUCGCUAUAUUUAGCGAGUAGGGCUGCACAUGAGUGCUUCUUGCAUCAUGCAUUUAUUCGGCAAUUAAAUAAAUCCGCCAAGCAGACGAGGGGGAGUGAGCUCCAUCUCUGUAACGCCGUGCAAUGCACAUCUGAAAGCUGUAAAAAUCCCUCCACAAUGCAACCCAGCUCCUGACCAACAGAGCCAAGAGUUUGGACACAAUCCUCCGUUGGCUCGCUGCACCACCCCUUCCUGGCAAGACACGCAUGGGUGUGCAAAGUAUGGCGCAGGGGCCAUAUUCGGAGCGUGGCUCGUUACAGAAAUAAAAUAAACAAAAACAUAGCAAAAGAGGAAAAAUAGAGCAAAAAGGCAUAAUGUAGUUAGAAAAAGCUAGAAUGUUGAUACUAAUAAAAACACAAAGAUUUAUCUUUAAUUGUAUAUCUGUGUAUAAUGUAUGUACAUGUACGUGUUGUUUUUUGCAUAUAAUGUUUUUAAAAUUAUUAAAUAUCAAAGGACAGCUGGACAGCCCUCCCGUAAGUAGACAAAGACAAGUAGACAGUGAGUUGUAUUAUUAAUACUAUUAUUGUUUAUUCUUAUUAUUAUACAGUAUAUUAUCAUAACUGUGGUUUAUUUGGUCUCAAAAAGUGCUGACAAUAGCUUUGAGCGUCAAUUUGUGGGACAAUAAACAUUUCUAAGGGCACCUGCAUUGUUUUGUGACUCCGUUAAAUAAAAAAGUCUGUUUGUCCAGUCAUAUUUCUUCAUUGUGCUUUUCUUCAAAUUAAUGUUGAAGUCUCGUCUCGUUCUCGUGGACUCAAUCUCAAUCUCGUGCAUUGAGUAAAUUGGGUGUCUCGUGACACCCCUAGUUACGAUCAAAGUUGAAAUACCACAGGAAAGAAAGUUGAAAGAAUUAUUCCAACUUUAUUCUCCUAAUAAUACAAUAUUCUUCUUGAAAUUUUGUGACUUGAUUCUCCAGAUAUUUCAGCUUUAUUCAAGUCCUAAUUCUGCUCUGUAGCAUUUAAAGCUGACUGUUCCGUGUGGACUCUUGAAGAAGACGCUACUGUUUAUGACACUAUGCAAUUAUCAGUCAAAAUAAUAAUCCCUUAAUAGUUGUGGACAGGUGCCAGACAGACAGAUCUUAUCUUUCAUCUCCACAAUUAGUGCGUUUAUGUGACUGGCAAUUAAGUCUUAACAGACUAGUUCGCAUCCUGUGGUCAAUUGAAGCGCAUGAAGAACAUAUAAUACAUAAUGGUUGCAGGAUAGAGCCCUGUGGGACACCAUCAUGAAAUAUAACUGGACAAUAUUGUGUAUUGUUUUGAGCCCUCCCAUUCCCCUGCUGUCAAAUUCCAAGAAUAAUGCCCUGAGGGCAUUCACACAAUUAUGAAAAAAGGCAUACCGGUACGAUUACAAGAAUAAAGUUCUAUUGUUACAAAAAACAAGGCUCGACAAGUUGUGGAAAAUCUAAUAACCAGAUUCAACUAUGAAAAUCCUGACUAGCCCUACGAAAAUCCCACACAAACUUCAACACAUCAUACACUGUCGGACACAAUUAUGGAGACACCUUCUCACAAAGCGUCCAAACUGUGGACUGGUACUAUAUACAAUGGAACCCGCUACCACCGUGUUAUUAUUACAUACUGUACAUUGUCAACCGUUUUUGGCGGCAUAAAAUCUGAGACAGAAAAGCACGAAUUCUAUGAAAAAUCUCUCCGUUUACGUCAACGUGUGUCGUUGCAUUAACUUCCUCAUUAUCACUAAUCAGCGUGAAACAACAACAGCAGCUACUGACUAGUCCAAACCUUUUCCAGCGAUGGCCACAUAGUGAAAAAUGAAUGGAUAAAAAGGCCACUUUGAUAUUUUGUAAAGAUAUGCUAAGAAGUUGUAUAUAUUUCAAGAAAAAAACUGCUUUGUGAUAUGGUUGAAGAAGCCUAUUAAUAGUAUCAGCGUCGCUCUUUGCUCUUUUUUCCAUUUUUGGUGUUGUUGUUUUUUUUAAUUUUCCAAAUGUUUCAACUGUCUUCUUAAAUUAUCUUAGUACCUUUUCUUUUUGGAAUAUUAGGACUUUAUUCCUAAAAUAUUACCCUCCGCAUUUUCCAAAAAUGACAACUUUAUUACGUUUUGUUUGCUUGUCAUCACAUUAUGACUUUUAAAAUACAAUU